This is a messenger RNA of Octopus sinensis (East Asian common octopus), 3791 nucleotides long. Its product is annotated as protein DD3-3. The coding region runs from base 546 to 2507 and encodes 653 amino acids. Lineage: Eukaryota; Metazoa; Mollusca; Cephalopoda; Octopoda; Octopodidae. The record is from RefSeq and is a predicted model, not a curated record. The transcript is spliced from 14 exons.
ACAAAUAGAUAGAUAGAUAGACAGACAGACAGAAGACCGCCAGGACCUAACAGUAUGACAUUAUGAAUAAACCACAGUAUUAUUAUUUUGCACGAAUUCAGAAUUUAUCCUUAAAAACCGUGACUGAAAGUUGUUAACUACGACAAUGAUAAACAAUAACAACAAUCUACUACGUGGUGGUCACUAUUCAGAUUGCUUAAAAUCUACACACGAAGUGUUUAACUUUUGUAAACAUCUGUCGCAAAACAUCCUGUCGAGUACACCCUCCGCUAAUAUUAUUUAUUAGUUUUCUUUCUCGCUGAUAAACUCGUAAAAUAUCCGAGAAAAUAUUAACAGGAAAUUAUUGAAGAGAAAAAGCAAAAUAUGUCAAGUAUUUCGCGAUUAAAAUGUUUUAUACAUCUCUUAAUGUGGGGAAACUAAUUGAACAAUAAUGGGAUUGUCUGCCAUCCGCAAUGACCACCGCCUAUAUAUAAAUGAAGUUCAUUUACUCUCAUACAGCAGUUGAGAGAGAAUUUUGAAACCAAUUGGUCGCUAACAAGAGAAAGAUGUCGUUAAAGUGUGCAAUUUCCUGCCUGCUGUUGUUUGCCAUCAUCACAGCAGUGAACUCUGACAUUUUCUGUCAAAGUCCCCGUGGUUCCAAUAACAGACUCAAUGAAAAAUCAGCCCAACGCAAAGAAGCAAACCGUUUGUUUGACUCUCAGAACAACAACAAAGGUGGUUACAAUGUUGGUGAUGCUACAGACGCAGCAGCAAAGAAGGUCGAAGAUCAAUACCAAAUGAAAUACUUCCAGAGUGCUUCCAUAUCAAGGAAAGAUCCAAAGAAGGGCAAUACCUUUCUGAAACUGGAAUGGGUCAACCAGCAUGGUUGUGGCGUAGAUGAUGAGAAGGACCCAAACAAGAAGCGGUGCAAUAUAAUCUUGCAGUACAUGUGUCAGAAAAUGAACCCUGACGAUAAGCUUGACGUAUUGAGAGAUGGAGUGAACACUAAUAAACAAAAUUUCAAUGAGAAAAACGUAAAUCCCAAGACUCGUAAGGAGAGUCAUAAAAUUAAGGGUAAAGCUGUUAAAGCAGAUUCUGGCCUUCACGAGACCUGGGAUUGGUAUCACAAAUGUUAUCAACGUGAACGAAAUAAUGGUUUAUUUGCUGCUGACCAAAACUUGAAUGAUAAAAAUGGUUAUAAGCGAGCCACUCAAACCCGCCAGAACAAUGGUGGGGGCAGAAGUGGUUAUGAAUGCCCAGAGGAGAGAGAUUAUUAUCCUUACUGGCACCCAACCCCGUGGCUUGAUAUUGCUGUCUUUUCUCAAAAAUCUGAAGAUUGUCAAAAUUACCGUGAUAAGAGCUUCAAUCAGCAUAAUUAUGGAGAAUGUGUAGAGUUUUACCCAGAUAAGACAAGAAAAUGUGCGUCAAGAUAUAACAAUAAAGCAGCGUGUGAGAGUAACAAGAAGACUUGGGUUGAGUUUUCUAGUUACCUUGAGAAAGCACCAGAAUAUAAAACUGCUGAAGAAUGCAAGAAGGCCAAAUCAAAAGUCAAUGUAGAACAUGUGUGGGGCCUUCCUUGGGACACCAAAAAUAUCAGCCACAAAGAAUGUUUGGUGCGUGCAGAUGUUCCCGUAUGUCAGAAAGCUGCUUAUUCUAGAACAAACCAUUUGGGUAAUGGACUCUCAGGAACAAUGAAUUCCUUUAUGUGGAAACUUCCUUAUUUUCCGUCUGGUAAUGAAAAGCGCUGCGUCUUCAGAAUCAGAUACAACAUCAGUACGGAUGACUAUGACCCUGCCACGACAACAGCUGCACAAAAUGGUAAAAAGUCUCCUGUUCAAAAUGACCCUGUCGUUAAUGUUGCUGGGCUGCCCCUUCAACUUGCUAUCAAUACAGCCCAGUUCGGUCGGGUCUUCCAGGACAGAAGUCACGUCUUCCACCUGAUGCCACGGCCUAAAGAUGUGACACAAAACAUCCACAACCUGAACGUCCGAGGUAAACGCGGCAACAUUGUACAAACCUUCCCAGCUGUGGAGUACGACUUUGUACCCAACUCACUAACUAUAAAUUCCGAUGAUCUGGUACAUAUCCAGUGGACAGGUAGCAACACACACAACAACAACAACGACGGCAAUGAUGGGGAAGGUAAUGCCGGAACUGAUCGCCACAACAUCGUUCAGUCAAAGCAAGCUGGUGUCAGUUACCCUCUGCCUUAUGGCAAUACCACUCUUUGGAAGAACAGUCGAAUAGUUUGGAUAUAUCAUAAAGAAACCAAAAUAGGUCCUCAAGAUCUUGCUCUCAGUCUGGCUUCGUCAGGAUAUUAUACGUGUGUGAACUCAGCGAAAUGCCCUGCUGCCCUUGCAAAAGACAGUUUGAACAAGAAAGCCAAAAUGAACAACGUUUUAAACAAUGCCCCUGCUUCAUACAAAGGUGUUUUACUUAGUAUAAAGAAGGGCAAUUAUUAUUACUUGUGUAGUCGAAACAACAACUUCACAAACAGGAGCCAAAAGGGUGUCAUCCAUGUGAAAUAACUGAACGUUUCUCCUCAGUUUACUGCUUGGCAACAAGGGAUGAUGUUACCUUCAACAAUUUAAGAGUUCUUACUAAUAUUUGUUUGUUUUGACUUUAACUUUGAAAUCCACACACACACACACACACACACACACACACACACACACACACACACACACACCACACACACACUCACACACACACACACACAGCUAGAUCGAUAGAUGAUUUUCUUUUCACUAUGUUCUUUACAACUAAAAUGCUUUUAACUAAAUCAGCCCUUUUUUUUAUAUAUGUAUUUUCUUGAUAUUUCAAUCAUGAUGACUACACACACACACACACACACACACACGUGUGUGCGCAUGCACAUGCAUACAUAUAUACAUAUAUACUUACAAAUGUAUGUAUAUCUGUAUGUAUGUAUGUAUUGAUGUCAGUUAUCUUUACAACAGAAGGUAGAAAAAUAGUCGACACAUCAGACAGAAUUUCUAUAUUUUAUUCGAGGAUAAAGUUUCUUGAAUCAUUCCUCAAAGUUUCUUGUUGGUGAUUGUACAAAUGAAUCUUUUGAAUAAUUUGCAAUAUAAACCUCAAAAUAAUGAUCCGAGAAGCUUAAGAUACACAGACACACCCACACACAUACUCACACACACACACAUACAUGCACAUGCACACACACGAUCAUUUCUAAGACACUGACAUAGGCUAUUAUUGCUAUGACUUCUGGAAAUAACAUUGCUAUUAAUAUGGGACACGGGUGGGGUGCUGGAUGCACUUUUGCUCGGGGACAAGAUGCCGAAAAUUAAAAUAUAUGAUAAUCAUUUUAUUCCUACAAUAUGACCAUUUGACACACUGAAUUACUCAUUAAACUAUGUAGGUAGGAAUGAGUUUAUUAUUAUCAUUAUUAUUAUUAUUAUUAUUGUGUCCGUUCGGGUUUUUGGCUUUGACUUCUGGUCCUUCAGCAAGUGUGUAUUCAACAUCGUGUCCAUGCAUGAUUGAUACACUUCCUCUAACUGUAAAAUUCGAUAUCAUUGCUAUCAUACCGUUAACAGUAUUUAACUUCAUAUGUGUUACUACAACAGUUCACAUUUUCUUUCUUUUGUCGCUUACAGUUUAGGAUUAUAUUAGUCAUACCUAUAAGACACCAAACAUUUAUAUGCCUGUUUAUUACCUUUUGAUCAUAACCACAGGCUAACUUAGUAUAUAUAUAUAUAUAUAUAUAGUUUCACCAGAAGAUUGCAUGAAGACAACAGACAUGUUAUAAAAUGUUGUCUGCGUUGUUUUCAUUGAAUGAAACUAUUGGUAGC